CUCUUGAACAAACUGUAAAUAUAACCAUCAGAAGCUUCAUAAGUGUCUAUGAAUAGCGGCUGUGCUUAUAACAGGAGUUCUUGGGGGACUAAUAAUGUAGCUUUUGGAGUUGUUGAACCUUUAUUUUUUUUUCACAUAAGCUACUUUAAUAGCGUCCAAAAGGCGGUAACAUCAAAGCGGAAGUGGAAAGUAGUCUCACUGAUCCGCCUCAGGUCGAAUCCCUCUCUGGAACUGCAAAACAGCUGUUGGUGUCUUGAGCAACAACCUUUCCAUUAGCGUUUGUUUUUAUUCCUCACUUAUCCUCUUUCAAUAAACCCCACCAUCCCUUCACCAUGUCUCUGGCCCUGAAGCAAGUCUUCAACAAAGACCGGACGUUCCGGCCCAAGCGCAAGUUCGAGCCAGGUACGCAGCGCUUCGAGCUGCACAAGAAGGCACAGGCGUCGCUGAACGCAGGUCUGGACCUGAAGCUGGCCGUGCAGCUGCCCCACGGCGAGGACCUGAGUGACUGGGUGGCCGUGCACGUGGUAGACUUCUUCAACCGCAUCAACCUGAUCUACGGCACCAUCAGCGAGUCGUGCACCGAGCAGACGUGCCCUGUCAUGUCCGGAGGGCCCAAGUACGAGUACCGCUGGCAGGAUGAGCACAAGUACAAGAAGCCCACAGCGCUUUCUGCCCCGAAGUACAUGAGUCUGCUGAUGGAUUGGAUCGAGGUACAGAUCAACAAUGAGCAAAUCUUCCCCACCAACAUCGGUACGCCCUUCCCCAAGAGCUUCAUGCAGGUGGCAAAGAAGAUCCUGUCCCGUCUGUUCCGCGUCUUCGUGCACGUCUACAUCCACCACUUCGACCGCGUCAGUCAGAUGGGGGCAGAAGCGCACGUCAACACCUGCUACAAACAUUUCUACUACUUUGUGACUGAAUUCAACCUCAUAGACCACAAGGAGUUGGAGCCACUGAAAGAGAUGACAUCACGGAUGUGUCACUGAACUGGCGUCUCGAGGCGGUCCAGCCUAAAAAGAUCGGCCGAACCGCUUAAAUCAACGACUUCAAAAACGAACCAAAGUUUCUAAAGACUCUAUUUUUAUACACUUUUAAAGUACUGUAAUAUUCUAUUUAGCGAGGAAUAUCUUAACAUCCUGAAUUGCUCUCUUUUUAAUGUGUCGGGGUUUUUUUUCUUUUGCUAUAAUUCAGUAUUAAUCCCCCCCCCCCCCCCCCCCCCAAUUUCGGUUCUGAAUAUUUCCUGUAAUUGUUUGCUGUUAUUUUUUUUUCCCUGUCUGAAGCAUACAGAUUAUAUUUGUUAAUAUUUAUGUAUGUGUUGAGACAUUAAACAUAUUCUGCUAAAUAUA
Molecule: messenger RNA, 1343 nt
Organism: Neoarius graeffei (lesser salmon catfish)
Lineage: Eukaryota; Metazoa; Chordata; Actinopteri; Siluriformes; Ariidae
Gene: mob3a
Product: MOB kinase activator 3A
Exons: 4
Coding region: 333-983 (216 amino acids)
Biological process (GO): positive regulation of protein phosphorylation; signal transduction
Cellular component (GO): nucleus; cytoplasm
Molecular function (GO): protein kinase activator activity
Source: RefSeq, a predicted model, not a curated record